CAGUCUAUAGCUAAUCGUUGGCACAAACAGUUCGCAAACAUUGUCGGCGCGGAAAAGAGGUUCGUCACUACUAAGUCUAAAAAGAUUUAUCAGUGUUUGUGUACUUGUGUUUGUUAACGUGUGAAUGUUCGUUCAAUAGUGUUUACUUGGCCUUUUAGCAAGCAGGCUUAAUCUAAAUACGGAAUUUGUUCCCAUGUACAAAUCCCCAAGUUGGGAGUGUUGUGCUAGCACCAUAUUGUGCCAUUUCUGUGAUAUUUGAGAGAAAAAAAAUUUAAAACAGAUUGCAAGACUUAACAAACAAACCACAAAGCUUAGUAAAUUUGGACGGACCACCUAGAGUCAACUGAUUCGCAACAUAGAAGUUGCCAAAGGAUUCAAUCAACACACUGGACUUUGGAUAUGCGAUAGUUUGAUUUUUAAUUGACAUUAAAACACUCAAACAUCGCCUGUGACAAGCUCUGUAGGAAAUUUUGCAAAAGACCAUCUGGAAGUUUACACCGCACAAAAAUGGAUGCUGAAUCUGAGGGAGUCCAGCCAGUUGAUCCAAAAACCAAUGUUUCGAAUGCCGAAGUGGAUUUAGCAGCUCGACGCCGCCUGUUUAUGACCCAGGCCUCAACAUUGGCCUCCAGGCGCCAGCAAGCAGUUUGUGUUCGCCGCGCUCAUAAAAUGUAUGGCACGGCCAAAAACCCCAAUGUUGUCCUUGACGGGCUCAACAUGACUGUUGCAAAAGGUUCCAUAUAUGGUUUGUUGGGGGCAUCAGGCUGUGGCAAGACAACUCUGUUGGCCUGUAUAGUCGGACGAAGGCGCUUGAACUCUGGUGAAAUAUGGGUGCUUGGAGGAAGGCCUGGCUCAAGGGGAUCUGGUGUUCCAGGUCCUCGCAUCGGAUAUAUGCCACAGGAGGUGGCUCUUUAUGGCGAAUUCACGAUGAGGGAAACUCUCAAAUACUUCGGUUUAAUUGCGGACAUGACUGCUGGCGAUAUUGAAGAUAGGACCGAGUUCCUGUUGAAGUUGUUAAACUUGCCGAACGGCUCUAAAUUCGUUAAGAAUUUAAGUGGCGGCCAACAGAGGCGCGUCAGCUUGGCUGUGGCACUGUUACAGGAACCGGAACUUCUAAUACUGGACGAGCCGACUGCCGGUGUGGAUCCCGUUUUGCGACAGAGCAUCUGGAAUCACCUGGUGGACAUAACCAAGAAUGGCAACACAACUGUGAUAAUUACAACACAUUACAUCGACGAGUGUGCUCAGGCGCAUGCGAUUGGACUAUUGCGUGGAGGCCGCAUGUUGGCGGAGGAAUCACCCGAGUAUUUGAGGCAGCAAUACAAUGCCGAAUCCUUGGAGGAGGUGUUCUUAAAGCUGGCCAUUUUGCAAAACAUGGGAAAACGGCGACGAUCGUCCAUUGCCCAGGAAAUAGUGGAGCAAGUUGACGUGCCUGCCAUAUCAAACCCGGCAUUGGAUUUGUCCGACGAACAGGGUGCUGCGGAAAUAUCGGGUGAGUUCGGUGACAACAUCUCUAUGUCUUCGGCCAUUCGAGAUCCCAUAAGUGCAUCUUCUGUGCCCGCACCGCCCUUGCCACCUGAACAAGAGAUGCCUGCCUCGUUCUGGUACAACCUUCAUGUGAUGAGUUGGACACAUUUGCAUGCCUUGACAUGGAAGAACUUCUUGUGGAUGAUACGAAACGUUGGCGUUAUGAUGUUCAUUUUGGGCUUGCCUGUAAUACAGAUUGUGCUCUUCUGCUAUGCGAUUGGCCACGACCCUACCGGGCUGAAGAUAGCCGUUGCCAACUACGAACUCUCCGGGGAAAUGAUUGCCGACCAACACUGUCCACUGACAAUUGGCUGUAAUCAGACAAUGCUUAGUUGCCGUUAUCUCGAUUUGUUAAUCAAAAAUAAAAGCUACGUUGUGACGUACACCAAUAGCGACGAAGAGGCCCAUGAGCUCGUGAGAAGAGGCAAGGCGUGGGGUUCCUUGGUAUUUCGCAGCAACUACUCGGAUGCACUGGUUGAACGAACAGAAAGCGCCCGCUAUACAGACGAUGGCACCGUGGAAGCCUCCGACUUGGAUGUAAGGCUGGACAUGUCAAAUCAACAGAUCUCAACACUGCUAUACAGGGAUUUGCAGUAUACAUUCUUCGACUUCGUGGAAAAUAUGCUCAUUGACUGUGAUCUCAAUCCAAAGCUGGGACGGGUGCCCGUCGACUGGAAUGAUCCCAUUUAUGGCUUCAACAAUCCAAACUUCACUGACUUUGCAGCCCCAGGAGUUAUUCUCACCAUCAUCUUCUUUUUGUCGGUGGCCGUUACAUCGGGCGCUAUGUUAAUUGACCGCAACGAAGGCAUGCUGGAGCGCUGUUUGGUAGCGGGAAUCACGGGGCCAGAGAUCUUGUUGUCGCAAGUUCUUACGCAGUUCACCGUAAUGUUUACUCAAAUGAUCUUUGUGCUGCUGGUCAGUUUCUACUUUUUCGAGCUAACCGUUGUCGGCAACAUUUGGCUGGUAGUAGGGCUGUGCGUCCUAAACGGGUUGUGCGGCAUGUGCUUCGGUUUUGUGAUCGCCUGCGCCGUUGAUACUGAGCGCACCGCGACCUAUGUGGCGAUGGGUUCGUUCCUGCCAAUUGUAAUGCUGUGCGGAAUCAUUUGGCCCAUUGAGGGCAUGUACCCACUGCUACAGUUCAUCACCUUUUUCUUGCCGCUCACCAAACCGACGGAAUCUCUGAGAUCGAUACUACAGCGUGGUUGGGAUAUCUCAAAUCCCUCCGUCUAUGCUGGAUUCAUUUCCAUAUCGUCAUGGGUUCUUGUGUUCCUAAUUCUAAGCAUUCUGCUCUUGAAGUUCAAAAAGGGCUAGUCGUCUCUACCGCAUUUGGCGCUCUAGGUGCCCCCAAGCGAACAUCGAAAUUCCUCCGUAUAUAGACACCCAUAUACGAUUGGACGGAAUCCUCUUCCCAUCAUGGCAAUCGGCAUCAAAUAAUCGCACAUAUGUAAUCAACAUCAACUCCCAUGCACACAAGGCACUUCUCGGCAUAAGUGAUUGAUAAUUAGUAUUUAAAAAUUUUUACCCUUUGUUGGAACUCCUCUAGCCUGUAAGCAAUCUCUGUGGCGGGUUCUCACUCAAAUGCAUACAAUCAACACACAACAGCGUACACUUACACACACACACACACAAUGACACACACACACACACAGUUAUUAAUAGGAAGCUGCAAGUGCUGUCCAUCCCUCCAACGAACUGGCCAUGAAUCGGAGCCUAGGGCGUAUUCAUGAAAAGCACUGUCGAUCGAAUGCGGCUGAUUUAGUUUUAAGGCUUCUUUAACAGACAGGGACAACACUUAGUUUAAGACAUACCAUUUUAUUUCAGUACGCGUGAUUUUAGGCAACAGAUGAUAAAUAAAUACAUAAAUACCUUGGUAUGUGUGUGCGUGGUUACACAUGUACGCACACAUGUACUCAGCAAUAAGAAAA
This is a messenger RNA of Stomoxys calcitrans (stable fly), 3449 nucleotides long. RefSeq names its product ABC transporter G family member 20 (gene osy). The coding region runs from base 508 to 2835 and encodes 775 amino acids. Gene Ontology annotation, cellular component: membrane. The transcript has 9 exons. Gene Ontology annotation, molecular function: ATP hydrolysis activity; ABC-type transporter activity; ATP binding. The record is from RefSeq and is a predicted model, not a curated record. Lineage: Eukaryota; Metazoa; Arthropoda; Insecta; Diptera; Muscidae.